AUGGCUGCCGCCGCUGACACCGCCGCUACCGUCGCCGCCGUCGUCGGCUUGUCGGGUACCGCAGCGUUGCCGCUCGACGGACGCGUGGCCAUCGUGACCGGUGCGUCACGCGGCAUCGGGCGCGCCAUCGCGGCCCACCUCUCCUCCCUGGGUGCGAGUGUCGUCCUGGGCUACGCGUCCAGCGCGGCCGAGGCCGACGCGCUCGCCGUGGAGCUCCCGCGGGCCGUGGCCGUGAGGGCCGACGUGUCCGACGAGGCCAGCGUCCGGUCCCUCUUUGAUGCCGCCGAGUCAGCCUUUCGAUGUGCCGCGCCGCACAUCCUUGUUGCCAACGCCGGCGUGAUCGACGACAAGUACCCGUCCCUCGCCGACACCACCACGGCGGACUUCGACCACGCCUUCGCCGUGAACACGCGCGGCGCGUUCCUCUACCUCCCGCGAGGCCGCCAACCGCAUGCCCCGCGGCGGAGGCGGCCGGAUCGUGGCUCUGACGAUGUCCGUGGUUGGGAAUCAUGCCAGUGCCCACGGAACCGUCCUUUUGACAAACGGAGUCAUCCACUGACUGUGGCGUCCAACCAGGCGGUGGGAAUUGCCAUGGCUGUGGCAGUGGCGUUGGCCUGGGCUUUGGUGGUUGCUGCUCCACAAAUAAUGAUGACUUCCCUUUUAAUUAUUUCCUCGAGAGAGAGCUGCUGA
Messenger RNA from Aegilops tauschii subsp. strangulata, 690 nucleotides. The record is from RefSeq and is a predicted model, not a curated record. Lineage: Eukaryota; Viridiplantae; Streptophyta; Magnoliopsida; Poales; Poaceae.